AUGUCUCUCUCUCCUUUCAAUCUCAUCCUCACUCUCCAAUCUUCUAAUCUCAUUAUGUGUCCUGAUCAGAACAAAGUCACUUCUCCCAUCACGACACUCAACCAUCAAUUCAACAUUCAUGAUUUAGGCCCUACUUACUACUUCUUAAACAUUGAAUUCUUACCUCACCCAAAUGGGCUUGUACUUUCACAAUCACAUUAUAUACACUCGUUCUUAAUGCGAAUUAACAUGGAUAAAAGCAAACCAACGGCCACUCCAUGACUUGUCUCCUCUUUAUCCACUAACCAUGCAAGCUCAUUUGACUCAUCAGUAUAUUGGAGUGUCGUCGGGGCACUUCCGUACACAACAAUCACAAGACCUGACAUUGCCUUUUCAGUCCACAAAGCGUGUCAAACAAUGCAUACUCCCUCUACGCAACACUGGGUGAACCUCAAGCAUCUGCUCCGAUAUUUGAAAGGCAGCAUCCUCCACAGCCUUCUAUUCCGGCACAGUCCAUCUCUUUCUCUCGCGGCCUUCAGCAAUGCAGACUGGGUAGGCUCACCAUCAGAUCGUCAGUUCACAAGAGUGUACCUCAUUUUUUUUGGCACUAAUCUCGUUUCAUGGUCCUCCAAGAAACAACCAACGGUUGCACGAUCCAGCACGGCAGCAGAAUAUAGAGCCGUUGCAGACACUAUAGCUGAGCUCCUAUGGAUUCGUUCUCUCCUAGCGGAAUUGCGAAUUCCGUUCACUUCACCAACCACGCUAUGGUGUGACAAUGUUGGUGCCACUUAUCUUACAGCUAAUCCAAUCUUCCAUGCUCGCACAAAGCAUGUGGAGUUUGAUUAUCACUUUGUUCCGGAACAAGUUCUCUCCAAACAUCUCCGAGUCUGCAUCAUCUCCAGCACCGAACAGCACGCAGAUCUACUCACAAAAGCUCUUCCCAAAGCUCGGUUCAAGCUUCUCUUCAACAAGCUCAAUCUCGUUUCGAGACAGAGCUUGCGAGGGGCUAUUGAAGAAGAAGAUCCAAGUGGAUGA
Molecule: messenger RNA, 1014 nt
Organism: Spirodela intermedia
Lineage: Eukaryota; Viridiplantae; Streptophyta; Magnoliopsida; Alismatales; Araceae
Source: the annotation of a GenBank genome assembly